Dendronephthya gigantea is the source of this 547-nucleotide messenger RNA. Its product is annotated as 40S ribosomal protein S15-like. Gene Ontology annotation, biological process: ribosomal small subunit assembly; translation. The transcript has 3 exons. Gene Ontology annotation, molecular function: RNA binding; structural constituent of ribosome. The coding region runs from base 62 to 499 and encodes 145 amino acids. Gene Ontology annotation, cellular component: cytosolic small ribosomal subunit; ribosome. Lineage: Eukaryota; Metazoa; Cnidaria; Anthozoa; Malacalcyonacea; Nephtheidae. The record is from RefSeq and is a predicted model, not a curated record.
AGUAGGCUGGAAACAAACCCUUCGAUCUCUUCGUUUCUUCUUUUGUAAACAUACAAACAAAAUGGCUGAUGUUCAACCCAAAAAGAAGCGUACUUUUCGUAAGUUUACUUACCGUGGUGUCGACUUGGAUCAAUUGCUUGACCUUCAAAGCGACAACCUAAUGGAGCUGGUACAUGCUCGUGCAAGGAGACGUUUCUCUCGCGGGCUGAAAAGAAAACCUUUAGCCUUAAUAAAGAAACUUCGAAAGGCCAAGAAAGAAGCUCCACCGAUGGAGAAACCCGAGGUAGUUAAGACACAUCUCAGGAAUAUGAUCGUUGUCCCCGAGAUGAUUGGCAGCGUUAUUGGCGUAUACAAUGGCAAAACUUUCAACCAAAUUGAAGUGAAGCCUGAAAUGAUCGGACACUAUCUUGGCGAGUUUUCCAUCACAUACAAACCAGUCAAACAUGGUCGCCCUGGUAUUGGUGCAACACAUUCAUCUAGAUUUAUUCCUCUAAAGUAAUAAAUCUCUUGUGUGUUUGUGAAAUGCAUAAUAAAUAUUGAAAAUAUA